Patella vulgata (common limpet) is the source of this 3159-nucleotide messenger RNA. RefSeq names its product cartilage matrix protein. The record is from RefSeq and is a predicted model, not a curated record. The coding region runs from base 33 to 2225 and encodes 730 amino acids. The transcript is spliced from 6 exons. Lineage: Eukaryota; Metazoa; Mollusca; Gastropoda; Patellidae.
GUCGUAAAACUGGAACCUCUGGAAAUCUGAAAAUGAAGUUUGCUAUCUCGGUGAUUUGUUUGGCAUUUCUUGCAUACGUUCAAGCUGAAGAAAUAAAAUGCGUAGAGAAUGCAGUGGAUAUGGUAUUUGUUGUAGAUUCGUCUAGUAGCAUCUGGCCUGGAAACUAUGAAUUGUAUGUCAUACCGUUUAUCAAAGACGUUGUCAACAUGUUUGACGUUGGUCCCGGUGAGAAUGAUACCAGAGUCGGAAUUGUAACGUUCAACAAUGACUAUCAUCUACAGUUUCACCUGAACAAGUUUCUCUCAAAAGAAUCCGUUAUGAAAGGUAUCGAAGGUAUCCGAUUCACCACUGGUAACACGUAUACCAACAAAGCCUUGCAGUAUGCCACCAGUACGAUGUAUACUCCAGAACAUGGGUCUCGAAGCAACGUCCAAAAUGUUAUGAUUAUUCUAACCGACGGUGAAUCAGACAAGCCAGAAUUAACCAGAGCUGCUGCAAACCAGGCCAAAGCUGCAGGAAUCAACAUAUUUUCCAUUGGGGUUGGUGCGAAAGUAAAAGUACAGGAACUGAAUGAUAUGGCAAGUGAACCAACAGACUUGUUUGUAUUUGAACUAGAUGAUUUCCAAUCGUUAAAGUCUAUUAGGAAUCCAUUUUCUAAAAGAACGUGUGAAGUCAUAGUUUCAACUACACAAACACCAACAACAACCACACCAGAGCCAACUACCAGAACUACCAAGCGGCAACUAACUACCACUCCAAAAGUAACACCAACCACAACAAAAGUAACAAAAACCACAACAAAACCAACAAUCACCAGCACAACAAAACCAACUACAAGCACUACUACUCGAACGACGCCGAAACUAACCACGACUACCUCGAAGUCAACUACGACAUCAACUACACAAAAACCAAUGUCCUCCACACCCAAUCCAGCGGUUGAGGAGACGACACCAAAGAACGUCGUGAACGACGAAAGAGCGAACACCACAUAUUGUGGUGGUAAACCAGCUGAUAUUUAUUUCGUAUUGGAUUCCUCUAGCAGCGUUUGGAUUGAAGAUUUCAAUUUUAGAAUGCUAACAUUUGUUCGUGAUGUCGUGGAUACAUUCGAAAUUGCUCCAACUCUAGCCAGAGUUGGAUUGGUGAUCUAUUCUGAUACUGUCAAACCAGUAUUUGGUUUAAAAUCUUUCAGCAACCGCGAAAGCCUACUCAAUGCUAUCCAACCCGAAACUGUAAAAUAUAUGAGCGGCAGAACCAAUACAGCUGACGCCAUUAAGUAUGUUAGGGAAACUGGAUUUGGAAAAAGGGCUAGUUCGGCUAGGACAGAUGCUGCUCAUGUUAUGGUAGUAAUCACUGAUGGUAUUUCAAAAGAUCCCCGGGCCACUAGACGGGAAGCCGCCGAAGCAAAGAAAGCAGGGGCCAAUAUCUUUUCAAUUGGUGUAGGCCCUUAUAUCGACCAACAGGAAUUGGAAGAUAUUGCUAGUGACCCCAACCAGAAAUUUGUUUUCAAUGUCGAAAAUUAUGGAGCUUUAUCUUCUAUACGAAAUCUUCUAGCAGUUCAAGCCUGUGAAGUUAUUCCCGAGGUACCAAAAGACGUUGACGUUGAAAAAAAUCCUUGCAUAAUAACCCCAACAGACGUUCACUUUGUAUAUAAGUCCAGUACCAGGUCAAUUAAUGAGAGAACUGCUAUAAAAGAGUUUAUUCGAAGGUUCACCACCAACGAACAGAACAAGCACGCUCCUAUACAUAUGGGUAUUACCACUGAUAAAUGCAAGAAGGACACAAAGAUACCCUUCUCUAGUAUGGAAACCUUUAGACACAACUUAAAUACGCUGAUGAACAAAGACGAAACCAUGUUGCAUUCUUUGGUGAUGACCGUACGCCGCGAAGCUAGAACAGGUAGAGACAAUGUUAUGGUUGUAUUCAUUGAUGCAUCAACUACCGAUCUGAAUCAAGUCAUGGCCGAAGCCAUGCGAGCCAAGUUCCAGGGAUUUAAAGUAUUUGUCGUUGCUGUCGGUGAUGUAGAUUCCAGGAUUGUGUCUAGAAUAGCUUCCUCUCCAGUUAAUCAAUAUGUCCAGACGAUAGAUAACUACCAACAGAUGGAUACAGUUCAAGUUAACGUCCUCCAUAUGAUGUGUGAACCUACAGCUAUUAUCAGAAGCAAAACGAUGAUCAAUCCAUAUGAAGGCCUACGAGUUGUUCCUGAGGUACCGGAAGCACAAUAAAAAAAGACAAUGAUAGUGGAACUUUUUUUGUGAUAAAACUCCAAUAUUUUGUAAACUAGGAGUAUAAACGAAGUAAUUCGCUAAAUUAGAAACAUGUACUUCUCGAAAAUAACGUUACCCGCAAUAAAGUACGUGUUUAACUCAGGGCGCGAAAACUACCGGACAAUGUCUAGUGUAAUUCCGUCGUUUGUUGUACACGUUUAUGAUGUCAUCGAUAUAAUUGAAUCCACUAUUCUAAUGUAUGAAAACGAAAACAGGAUGGUGACUCAUGAUCUUUAUUAAAUAUAGAAACUAUGACCCCGUGACAUAGAACAUUAUCAAUGAAUUUUGAUAUCCAGUGACAUUUAGUGCAAGUACAUUUAGGAGGAUCUGCGAAUCUAGCCGUACUACAAGAUUGUGAGACUUUCCUAGAAUUAUCCACGCAUUUCUGACUAAGAUAUUGAAAUUGUUCAUAUAUAUGUUUAUGGUUAUAUUAGAUAUAUAUGCCAAUAUGAAAUAAAAUUUGUUUGUUUUUAUUAUGAAUUUAAUAGAUUAUAUUUAAAUUUUAUAAUUCAGAUUAUAAAUACAGAUUAUAUUUACAUUUUAUAUUUUAUACUUAUAUAUUUAUAGAUAUUAUGUUGUAUUAGAACAGAUAUUGUAAAUGUAAUUUGCUUUGUGAUAUUUCUAUAUUUAUAGAUAUUAUUUUGUAAUAGAAAAGUUACUAUUAAUGUAAUUUGCCUGGUGAUAUUUCUAUGUUUAUAAUGCCUAUUUGUUGUUCGAAUUAAAAAUUCGAUAUUUAUGAUAAACAUGUUCUCUUUUGUUUCUUUGUUUAUUUCGCACGUUUAACAAAGAACCAAAGUAGGGAAGAUGUUAUCUAAUUUCGUUGAUACCUUUUUUUAUGUUUUAUACCAUGGAUACAAUUGCCAAUUAUAUUAAAGAAUAAAGCUAAUUAAUA